GAAGCCACCUGUAGCGGAUCUCUAUCCUCCGAAGGAAAUAAACCUCCGAAAGCCACCGAGUUAACGGACCUUAAAGCUCUUGACACAGAAGACAUCAUCUGUUUCCAUUAUUUUUGUAUCAUCAAUAACUUUUAUUAUUAUUUGCAUGAACGACAUUUCAAUAGAGAACUAUGUUACUGACGCAUCGACUAUUCCUAUUAAUAUUAAUCUCGACUUCAGCUGUAAUAGGCACAUCCACUUUGAGCCCCACCACAAGCACGACUGCCUUGAUAACGCCAGCAGGUGUAUCUAGCACAGAUUCAUCCGAUAAUUCGACAGACAUCCCAAUCAAUGCUACCACUACUGCUACUGUUGCGGUAACAAGCAUUCCAUCUGAAAAUGCAACUGCACCAUUCACAAACAAUGCCACAACCCCACUGCUGUCGACACAUGCUGGUAAUGUCACAUCUCCACCUUUAUCUACUCAAGGCAACGUGACAAGCUCAUCUACAGUUGCACCAGAAAAUGCUACCAGUUCAUCAGUGAGUACACCAGGAAAUGCCACAGCUUCACCUGCACCUGUAACAACAGCAGCAGCCAACUCCACAAGUCCACUUGUACCUACACCGGAGAAUGCUACAAACCAUCCUGUAACUUUACCAGGCAACAUCACAACUACUCCUUUACCUGAGCCAGGCAACAGCACAACCCCACCCCAAACUACAAGAAGCAAUGACACUACUCCUCCCAUUAGCACACCAAGCAACAGCACAGCUUCCCCAAUUACAACACCAAGCAAUGUCACAAUUACAGUACAGACUACAUCAGGUAAUGCUACAGCAACUCUACCCUCAACCACAGAUAUUUCAAAUCUAACUACACCAGAGAAUAAUGCAACAGUAAAUGCUACUGUUCCACCCCUAACUACACCAGUAAAUGCUACUGUACCACCUCUAACAACACCACUAAAUGCUACUGCACCACCCCUAACUACACCAGUAAAUGCUACCUUACCACCUCCAACGACAUCAGUAAAUGUUACUGCACCACCUAUCACUACACCAGUAAAUGCUACUACACCACCCUUAACUACACCAGGAAGCAAUGUAACAGUAAACACUACCACACCACCCAUCACUACUCCAGUAAAUGCAACUACACCACCUCCAACUACAUCAGGGAACAAUGCAACAGUAAACGCUACCACAGCACCCAUAACUACUCCAGUAAAUGCAACUACACCACCCCCAACUACAUCAGGGAACAAUGCAACAGUAAACGUUACCACACCACCCAUAACUACACCUGGGAAUAAUACAAUAGUAAAUGUUACCACACCACCCAUGACUACACCAGUAAAUGUUACUACUCCACCUUUAACUACACCAGAGAAUAAUGCAACAGUAAACGUUACCACACCACCCAUAACUACACCUGGGUAUAAUGCAACAGUAAAUGCUACUACUCCACCCAUGACUACACCAGGGAACAAUGUAACAGUAAAUUCUACUACUCCACCUCUAACUACACCAGCGAACAAUGCAACAGGAAAUGCCACCACACCACCCAUAACUACACCACUAAAUGCUAGCACAUCAUCCCUAACUACACCAGGGGACAAUGUAACAGUAAACGCUACCACAUCACCCAUCACUACUCCAGUAAAUGCUACCACUCCACCUCUAACUACACCAGGAAACACUACAACAGGGAAUGCUACCACACCACCCAUCACUACUCCAGUAAAUGCUACCACUCCACCUCUAACUACACCAGGAAACACUACAACAGGGAAUGCUACCACACCACCCAUCACUACUCCAGUAAAUGCUACCACUCCACCUCUAACUACACCAGGAAACACUACAACAGGGAAUGCUACCACACCACCCAUCACUACUCCAGUAAAUGCUACCACUCCACCUCUAACUACACCAGGAAACACUACAACAGGGAAUGCUACCACACCACCCAUCACUACUCCAGUAAAUGCUACCACUCCACCUCUAACUACACCAGGAAACACUACAACAGGGAAUGCUACCACACCACCCAUCACUACUCCAGUAAAUGUUACCAUUCCACCUCUAACUACACCAGGAAACACUACAACAGGGAAUGCCACCACACCACCCAUGACUACACCAGUAAAUGCUACUACACCACCUCUAACUACACUAGGGAACAAUGUAACAGUAAACACUACCACACCACCCAUCACUACUCCAGUAAAUGCUACUACACAACCUCUAACUACACCAGGAAACACUACAACAGGGAAUGCCACCACACCACCCAUGACUACACCAGUAAAUGCUACUACACCACCUCUAACUACACCAGGGAACAAUGCAACAGUAAACAUUACCACACCACCCAUAACUACAAAUGCUACUACACUACCCUUAACUACACCAGGAAGCAAUGUAACAGUAAACGCUACCACACCACCCAUAACUACACCAGUAAAUGCUACUACACCACCCUUAACUACACCAGGGAACAACGCAACAGUAAACACUACCACACCACCCAUAACUACACCAGCAAAUGCUACUACACCACCUCUAACUACACCAGGGAACAAUGCAACAGUAAAUGCUACCACACCACCCAUAGCUACACCAGGAAAUACUACAACAGGGAAUGCUACCUCACCACCUCAGUCUACACCAGGAAAUGCUACUACACCACCCAUAACCAACUCAACGACUGGACCCACUGUCUCUACUACUAACCCAACUAACACUACAACCACACCAGGUACCUGUCCUGCAGUGCCCUGCCCACCACUCAGUGUCUGUGUGAACUCCAUCUGUCAGUGUGUGACAGGAACUAUUCCUUUAAAUAAUGCCUGUGUGGAAACUAAAACCUUCCCUAGUACACUGCGUGUGAACCGCACUUUUGAAGAGGCUAUGAACAAUCCACAAUCACCUGAAUUCGAGAAAACUGCUAAAGAGAUCAUUGCUGCGGUAAAUGAAGCUCUGCGUAACCAGCCAAACUACAUUAACAGCACAGUAAUUCGGUUGAUGUCUGGCAGUAUAGUGGCCACAGUAAACAGUUUUUUUGAGCCCAAUUCUCCAGUCACACAGGAAUUGGUUAAAUCUGCCAUGAAUACUGCUAUAAGUAAUUGUGGGACGACAAACUGUGGCAUUCUUGCUAAUGCUGAAUACACUGAAACCAAUCUGUGUGAGCAAGAUCCUCUUCCUUGUGAUAUUAACACUACAUUGUGUGAGGCCACAGAUGGGACACCUAAUUGUAUCUGCAAACCUGGCCAUAUAUCUAGCCUUUACCAGACCAGAAGUUGUAGCGUUUGCCCUAGUGGCUACAAAGCGCAGGAGGACAAGUGUGUUCGAUGUCCAUUUGGCUAUUCUGGAUUCAACUGUGAUGACUCCUCUUUGUUGGCUCUAGUGGUGGUGGCGUGUGUGUUAGGGGGAAUUCUGCUCAUUGUGAUUUUGGCUGUUCUAAUCUACAUCUGUGUGACUCGUAGCAAGAAGUCGUCAAGCAGCAAUUAUUACAACAGCCCGUACCCUGCUGAGGAGUUCCAGACCACUUGGCCCUCGCAGAACAUCACCCAUAUUCCCCGUGCCACUCUGACAUCUAGUUCCAGCAUUGAUGCCACUGGCAACAGCCUAGAGAUGUCUGAAGGGCCAGGCAAGAAAGGCCACAGUAAUGGAUUGAAGAUUGGAGGAAAGUCGGGCUCUUAUGACCUCAGAACAGAUGGCAUGAGGACCUUUAAGGACAUAAACCCCACACGCUACUCUUAUCUGGUGGGUCAUGAAAACCCCUACUUCAUACAAGGAGAUGAGAAGAGAUGAGGAAAAAAGCAGAGAAAGCCAGUGGACAAAAAAAGAGUGCAAUAGCGACAUGAAUUAUACAAAGGCCUUGGAUCAAAAUGUUUCAGGAACGUUAACACUGUCAAAACCAAAUAGCUGAUCACAGACUCAAAGUAUAUACACAAACAGCAUUUGAGAGAUGCUUAUAUAUAUUUUACAGUUUUUAUUCCAAACCCUUUCACCCAGGAUAAAAUGCUCACUUCUUAAAAGUGCAUCAAUGAUUGGGUUUCUUCUACCACAAGCUUGAUAAACGUGUCCUGUGUAUGACAAUGUGAGAUGAAUGCUUAACCACUCAUCUGUUGAUAUCUGUAUUUUUUUGUUGCUUCUUAUGUUUUGUCAGCACAUUUCAUAUUCAGAAUUGUGUUAUCUGACAGAGAUCAUGCAUAUGUUACUGGGGUUUGCAACUCAAAAUACGUUAUUAUAAAGGCUGUAAUAUUAAACCAUAUUUUGGCAUAUUUUAUUUAAAUUUCUUAUCAGAGGAAGCAAUAAGGGCAGAAUAUGUAAUGUAAUCCAGUAGUUCUGAUUCAUCUGAUCUAUAUUCUGACAGUAACUGCACUUUGUAGGAGAGAGCAUGUCAUGUCUUGUGUCUUUGUGUGUGUGUGUUAAGUUUUAUCUAUCAGAAAGACAGAACUGGUUCAUUCAGUUAUGAAUUUUUGGUUGAUAUCUUCUCCAAAGAAUUAAUUUAUUUAAUGCUAGGACAAUGCAUGCCACCAGAAAUUGAUCUCUGUGCCUGACUGUGAUGUUGUCUUUUGAAUAGGAGAAUUAUGCAAUGAUCAGGAGUAAACACCCAUGUCUCCUCUGUAGUCGUGCCAAUAAUUAUAUUUAUUUAAAUCAGAACAUGACAUUGUUUACUCAGCUGUCUGUUUGCUUCAUAUAUAUAUAUAUAUACAUACAUACAUACAUAUAUAUAUAUAUAUAUAUAUAUAUAUAUACACACACACACACACACUUAUUUAUGUGUA
Messenger RNA from Onychostoma macrolepis, 4777 nucleotides. RefSeq names its product mucin-2. The transcript has 14 exons. The coding region runs from base 171 to 3797 and encodes 1208 amino acids. The record is from RefSeq and is a predicted model, not a curated record. Gene Ontology annotation, biological process: cell-cell junction assembly. Lineage: Eukaryota; Metazoa; Chordata; Actinopteri; Cypriniformes; Cyprinidae.